AUGGCGUCGUUGUUCUCCCCGCCAAUCUCUUCUUCAUCUCUUCAUAAUCCCAAUUUCAUCCCAAAGUUCUCAUUCUCUCUCCUAUCCACGAACCGCUUCUCUCUCCUCUCCGUCACUCGAGCUAACUCCUCCCCUUCCUCUAACAGUGGGAUAACCGAUCCUGUGGCGGUGGUAGUCAAAGAAGCUCCGCCAUCAACACCGCCGGCGGUGAAGAAAGAAGAAAUCGCCACCACCGUAGAAGUUGGAGAAGAGAUGAAGACGACGGAGACGCUUAUCAAAUUCGAGGAUGCGAAAUGGGUUAACGGAACUUGGGAUCUGAAACAAUUCGAGAAAGAUGGAAAAACCGAUUGGGAUUCUGUAAUCGUUGCUGAGGCCAAGAGACGAAAAUGGCUGGAAGAGAAUCCGGAGACGACGAGUAACGAGGAACCAGUGCUCUUCGAUACAUCGAUCAUUCCAUGGUGGGCUUGGAUCAAGAGAUACCACUUACCCGAAGCUGAAAUCCUCAAUGGGCGUGCGGCGAUGGUAGGGUUCUUCAUGGCUUACUUUGUUGAUAGCCUCACCGGAGUUGGUUUAGUCGACCAGAUGGGAAAUUUCUUCUGCAAAACGCUCUUGUUCGUGGCUGUUGCUGGAGUUCUCUUCAUACGCAAGAACGACGACGUGGACAAACUCAAGAAGCUCUUCGACGAGACCACAUUGUAUGACAAGCAAUGGCAAGCUGCUUGGAAAGAUGGUGACGACUCCAACAAGUGA
This is a messenger RNA of Microthlaspi erraticum, 750 nucleotides long. The record is from the annotation of a GenBank genome assembly. Lineage: Eukaryota; Viridiplantae; Streptophyta; Magnoliopsida; Brassicales; Brassicaceae.